This is a messenger RNA of Nerophis lumbriciformis (worm pipefish), 1968 nucleotides long. RefSeq names its product claudin 11b (gene cldn11b). Lineage: Eukaryota; Metazoa; Chordata; Actinopteri; Syngnathiformes; Syngnathidae. Gene Ontology annotation, cellular component: membrane; bicellular tight junction. Gene Ontology annotation, molecular function: structural molecule activity. The record is from RefSeq and is a predicted model, not a curated record.
UUGCGUUAUUACACAUUUUCAAGCAAGGUACUAUAAAAAUGUGAGAAAUAUAUAUUUAUGUGAAGGCAUUUUUACACUUUUUAGUUCAAACUUGAAUUUAAUGUGUUGCAUGUUUUGUACUAUACAAAAAAAAAUCACGGGAAAGAAAUUGUUCAAUUUAUAUUUUUUAGUGCAAAAUACCAAGUUUGACACAAUUAAAACAUAAGAUAUGUAAACCUUUCUGACUCACAACCCAGCAGUAACCCACGCAGGACAAUAGGAAUAUAUAUAUAUAUAUAUAUAUAUAUAUAUAUAUAUAUAUAGACACACACACACAUAAUUAAUGUACACUAACUCCAUAUAAAAUGAUUGCGUUAUUACACAUUUUCAAGCAAGGUACUAUAAAAAUGUGAGAAAUAUAUAUUUAUGUGAAGGCAUUUUUACACUUUUUAGUUCAAACUUGAAUUUAAUGUGUUGCAUGUUUUGUACUAUACAAAAAAAAAUCACGGGAAAGAAAUUGUUCAAUUUAUAUUUUUUAGUGCAAAAUACCAAGUUUGACACAAUUAAAACAUAAGAUAUGUAAACCUUUCUGACUCACAACCCAGCAGUAACCCACGGAGGACAAUAGGAAUAUAUAUAUAUAUAUAUAUAUAUAUAUAUACACACACACACACACACACACACAUACAGUAUAUACAUGUAUAUAAAUUGAACAAUUUUCAUCCCAUGACUUUAGUAUAGUAAAAAAGAUUAAUCCAAGUUUGAAUAAAAAAGUUAAAAAAAAAAUGGCUUCACAUAAAUGACAAAAAGAAUGAAAAAUAUUUUGUCAUGGCAUCAGAAAACAUCUAAGUUGCGCCACUAGGAGGCGACACAGGACAGACGCAAUGCCCAUACAGUCCACCAGGAGGAGUCCUCACAGGCGGGUGAGAGGUAGCAGAAGUUGUUUUUUAUGAAAAAAGCAUUAAAUAUUUGAAUGCUUUGGAACAUCUGGCUUGGCUUUCUCUGUCUUUCAAUGUCUGCUUCAGGUUAUCUUGCGCCAUCACCUGAUUGGUCCAAUUUUCCCACCACACCCCCAACAUAAAAACAAAAGUCAAACAUUUCUCUACGGGUCAGUCCAGUCGGCGUUGACGGCAAAAGCGAACCUAAAAUCAAAUUUUAUUCUGAAUUUUGACUUUUUUAAAAAUCAUAUUUCAGAACUUUUUUUUUUUCAAACCCACGUCAAUCCAAAGCGUACAAGAUGGCGCACGCGUGCAGGCAGGUGAGCGGAAGUGUGGCGAGCUGCGCCGGCUGGGUGGGCCUCAUCGUCGCCACGGCGACAAACGACUGGGUGAGAACGUGCGACUACAGCGUGGCCACCUGCGUGCGCAUGGACGAGCUGGGCUCCCGCGGGCUGUGGGCCGAGUGCGUCAUCUCGCCCGCCCUUUACCACUGCGCCGCCCUCGCCCAGACCCUUAAUCUGCCCGCUUACAUCCAGACGUCUCGUGCUUUGAUGGUGUGUGCGUGUCUCUUGGGCCUUCCCGCCAUGUUGCUGGUCCUCGUGUCCACUUCCUGCGUGCGGCUGCUGCACGACUCCCCCGCCAUUAAGCAGCGGCGUGCCCGUGUGGGCGGCGGGCUCUUACUCCUUAUGGGUGUGUGUGGCCUGGUGUCCACCGUCUGGUUCCCCGUCGGUGCUCACCAAAACGAGGCCCUGAUGUCGUUCGGCUUCUCGCUCUACACCGGCUGGGUGGGCGUGGCGCUCUGCUUCCUGGGCGGCUCGGCGGUCUUGUGUUGCCCCGCCCCCGCUGACCCCGGGGCCUUCAGCAGGGAGAGCAGUUUCUUCUACUCCAGACAGCGAGGGGGCGCCGUGGCGCUGGACCGCCCCGCCAACCACGCCAAGAGCGUGCACGUGUGAGGGGGGCGUGGCCCAGAUGCUCGCGCUGAUUAGCUCAAGAAGCAAUUCUCGGGAUUUAGCAACAUAAUUAAUGCAUGAGCUAUUAUGUUGCUGUGACA